Sphaeroforma arctica JP610 is the source of this 773-nucleotide messenger RNA. RefSeq lists its product as hypothetical. The coding region runs from base 1 to 543 and encodes 180 amino acids. The record is from RefSeq and is a predicted model, not a curated record. Gene Ontology annotation, biological process: protein import into mitochondrial matrix. Gene Ontology annotation, molecular function: transmembrane protein transporter activity. Gene Ontology annotation, cellular component: TIM23 mitochondrial import inner membrane translocase complex; mitochondrial inner membrane. Lineage: Eukaryota; Ichthyosporea; Ichthyophonida. The transcript is spliced from 4 exons.
AUGUGUAAGGGUGGUCUAAACAGUGGGUCUGGUCUCUCGCCUUACUCGCAACAGUUCGCCGGCCUAGACUUCAGCAUCAACGAGACAGACUCAGGCACAGACUUCCUGUUCGAGGAGGAUGCGCAGAAGAAGAAGCGCUCAUGGGGUGAGACUAUCUUCUACGCCACUGGCACGUCAUACCUGAGUGGGCAGGUGAUUGGAAGUGCCUGGGGUGUGAUGGAAGGUCUUCGCAAUCCGGAUGCGGUGACGCAGCGCCUGAAGAUUAACAGUGUGCUCAAUAGCGUCACCCGACGUGGGCCGUUUAUGGGCAACUUUGCGGCUGUUCUGGCUCUCAUGUACACCAUCAUCGACGGAUCUGUCAUCAAGGUGCGUGGAGGUACUGACGAUGUCAUCAACACUGUGGGUUCUGGUGCUGCUGCUGGUGCCCUUUUCCGAGCUACCGCUGGGGGUCGUGCGAUCGGUUUGGGAGCGCUGGUGGGUGCAGGUGUGGCCGGUGCCGCCGUAGCUCUGCGUCAAGUUCUAACGGAGCGAAGAAACAUAUAAAUGUACCUGAAUAUGCACAAAUCAUGUACAUAUGUAUGACGAUACAUGCAAAUCCUUAGUUAACUUUGUAUAUAAAUAGGCCAGAUGUCUCUCAUCACAUACGAUUGUAAGAGGGGCUGUGGUCGUCCACCCAUACACCAAAAUAGCCUAUUUAAUACGCACUUAGAUUACGACCAUAAAAUUCAAUAUGUCUGGAAUAUUGAAAACCAGAACCAGAACCAAAACCAGAA